Molecule: messenger RNA, 852 nt
Organism: Entrophospora sp. SA101
Lineage: Eukaryota; Fungi; Glomeromycota; Glomeromycetes; Entrophosporales; Entrophosporaceae
Source: the annotation of a GenBank genome assembly
AUGAGUGGGAAUAAUCAAUUUAUAGAUUUGACUGUAGAAUCAUCAACAUUAUCAAGUGGAUCUGGUCCCUCGACAAAUAUUAAUAACAUUAAUGGUACAUCAGAUGUUUGGAUUUUCUUUAAUAAAAUUAACAAUGGCAAGGCUCAAUGUUAUUAUGAAAAAAUGAAACAGACCACUUUGAAACUUAAUCGAGUUAUACCAUAUUCAACAACUUCUCAAGAAUAUAAACUAAUUACUGAUAAACUGGUUAAUUGGAUUGCCAUGGAUACCUUACCAUUUACUAUUGUAGAAAGUCCAGCAUUUCAUGAAUUUAUAUCAUCUUUGAAUGAAAAAAAAAUAUCUCAAGCUAAAAAUGUGAAGUAUUUGGCUCCUAUUUUAGACUGUCCUACAUGUUGGAAUUUGACCUAUCUUAUGCUGGAAAGACAAAUAGAAACAAAGGAAAUCAACCAACGACUUGUCAGGAACAAUCCUAGUAGUAUUGAAUUAGAAUAUUUGACUGAAAAUGAUUGGAAACAAAUUGAUGACUUGUGUGUUAUUUUAAAACCAUUAUACAUUGCAACCAAAUUUUUAUCAUCAAGUUCACCCACUUUAAGUGAUGUGCGCAUUACUUUUACUGCAUUAAUUAAAGAAUUGAAAAAGGUAAUUGAUGGCAACAAUGAACAUUAUUUAAUUGCAGAUUCAGUUAAUCAUAAAUUAAAAGAAUAUUGGAGUCUCAUGGAAAAUAACACACGAAUCAGUUCUGUAAUUGAUCCAAGAAAUAAAUUAUCUGAUGUUGUUGAAGAAACAUCUACACCUGAUGAUAAUAUAGAAGGUGAUGAAGAGUUAAAUUGGGUUGGGUUAAUUGAUGAAUAA